This is a messenger RNA of Solanum tuberosum (potato), 1203 nucleotides long. Its product is annotated as PHD finger protein ALFIN-LIKE 1-like. Gene Ontology annotation, biological process: regulation of DNA-templated transcription. Lineage: Eukaryota; Viridiplantae; Streptophyta; Magnoliopsida; Solanales; Solanaceae. Gene Ontology annotation, cellular component: nucleus. Gene Ontology annotation, molecular function: histone binding; transcription cis-regulatory region binding; transcription coregulator activity. The transcript is spliced from 5 exons. The coding region runs from base 132 to 854 and encodes 240 amino acids. The record is from RefSeq and is a predicted model, not a curated record.
CUUUUCACCACACGCCCUCAAUUCAAUGUUGUUCUUCUUUUCUAGUUCAAUAGGUUUACAAAAAUUGAGAUCAAUUUUCCUCUUUUGUUGUUAGCGAUAAUUUCAGUUUGAUUUUAUUUAUUUGGAGGAAUAUGGCUUCAAUUUCUUCUAGUCCGAGGACUGUAGAAGAGAUCUUCAAAGAUUACAGUGCUCGCCGUGCUGGGAUACUUCGUGCUUUAACUAAUGAUGUGGAAGAGUUUUCUAAUACGUGUGAUCCAGAAAAGGAAAAUUUGUGUCUGUAUGGACAUCCGAAUGAAACAUGGGAAGUCAACCUUCCAGCUGACGAAGUUCCACCUGAACUCCCAGAGCCAGCUCUUGGGAUAAAUUUUGCAAGGGAUGGGAUGAAUCGUAUAGAUUGGCUUUCAUUGGUUGCUGUGCACAGUGAUUGUUGGUUGCUUGCUGUGGCCUAUUUUUUUGGAGCUCGUCUUAACAGAAAUGAAAGGAAGCGUCUGCACAGCUUGAUCAACGAUUUGCCCACUGUUUUUGAAGUCAUAGCAGAAAGAAAGCCCAUACAAGACAAGCCUAGUGCAGAUAAUGGGAGCAAAUCCCGUGGUAGUAUACAGAGGACAAGUGACGUUCAGGCAAAAAACACUGCAAAGCUGGCAGAUGAAAGUUGCGACGAGGAUGAAGAAGAACAUGGUGAAACACUAUGCGGAUGUUGUGAUGGGAAUUACAAUGCUGAUGAAUUUUGGAUUGGUUGUGAUAUCUGCGAGAGAUGGUUCCAUGGUAAGUGCGUGAAGAUAACACCUGCUAGAGCUGAGGGUAUAAAGCAGUAUAAAUGCCCUGCAUGUAACUUGAAGCGGCACAGACCAUAGUUGUCUCAUGAAUUAGAGAGAGGGGUCAUAUGCUUUGGCAACUAACAAAAUAGAUAGUACAGCAUUAUGUAAUGGGAAUCCUAAUGGUAACGACUUCGCCAUGACCCUUGGGAAAGAACGAAAUUUGGCUUCUUCCCUUAAUCCAUUUUCGGAUAUAUAUAGGAAGUUUGUUAAAUUUUUCGUGAUCUAUUUUUAUGGUUUGAGUUGGUUAAUAGACGGUUAUACUAUAGCCUUGUUAGCUUGUUGAUUGCCAUUGAUUUUAGAUUUCUUCACCGAAAUGGUGUAAACUGUAAAGUAGAAAGCAAAACAUCAAGUUCAGGAAGUUUGACAACCCUUUUAGCUUGGCUUA